AUGGGGAUUAUGCUGAUCAAACAACUGGAAGUAUAUAUUUGCUUAGAUGCUGAAGUUGCAUUGGUUCUUCUCCCCUCACCGUCAGGUCAAAUAGGGGAUUUGCCUGUUAUGUUUGCUAAACCACAGACUUUUAUGAAUGCAAGUGGUGAGUCUGUCGGAGCUAUUGUUUCAUAUUACAAGAUCCCUUUGAAGCAAGUCUUAGUGAUUUUUGAUGAUAUGGACCUUCCUUUUGCCAAGUUGCGAAUGUUGCCAAAGGGUGGACUCGGAGGCCAUAAUGGAUAUUCUCUAGUGAUGUGUGUUAAAAUGCAAUCUAAUGAUAAACUCACAGGCAUUGGUCGACCCCCCGGAAAAAUGAAUCCUGCGAGUUAUGUUUUGCGGAGAUUCGACAAACAAGAAAGUGGAGAGUUAGAUUUUAGUUUCCAGACUGGCUUGGAAGCUGUGAGACUUCUUUUGCUUGAAGGAUUAAACAAAAGUGCUACUUUUGUUAAUACUUCUAAGUCGUUGGAGCAAUUGCAAUGGCAAGACUAUGAGGCUAAUUUACAAGUUUGA
Messenger RNA from Oldenlandia corymbosa var. corymbosa, 549 nucleotides. Lineage: Eukaryota; Viridiplantae; Streptophyta; Magnoliopsida; Gentianales; Rubiaceae. The record is from the annotation of a GenBank genome assembly.